Molecule: messenger RNA, 525 nt
Organism: Anthostomella pinea
Lineage: Eukaryota; Fungi; Ascomycota; Sordariomycetes; Xylariales; Xylariaceae
Source: the annotation of a GenBank genome assembly
AUGCCUCCCAAGACCUACGAGGAAAGCGCGCCAGCGGGCAACAGCAAGAUCCUUCCGCCCACUUCUGAGCGUGAUGGUGCCGUCUCCGAACUCGAGGUUGCCGUCUCCGGUCUCAAGGUCAGCGAGUCGAAGGGCAAGUCCAAGGCAGUGGCUGAUCGCGAGGAGGAGCCCGAGGCAGUGGCCGAUGGCGGAGAGGAGGCACCCGACGCCCCCUCCGGCCAGGCCAAGGGCAAGGGAAAGGGCAAGAAGAAGAAGCGCAAGAUUCUCGUUGUCCCGUUCUACAUCAACACGGGCCCCGAGGUCCUUCAGACGGACAUCCACGCUCAGGAUGGCCCGUUCUUGAAGGAAGAUGGAACCCCGUUCGGCAAAGACAAUGACAGCAGCGAUUCCGAGCGCGAGCUGGCGGCCAAGAUCCCCGCCGGUCAGAUCACCACCCAACGACACUCCAAGGGCGAUGGCAGCCGCUGGAAGCCGGGCAGAGCAGGAACCUCGCAGGACAUGGACGAGACUGUUGAGCCCAAGUAG